AUGGAUUCUUUGAAAUUGCCCACCACCGCUGCUCAAGCUAAGGCCUUUACAGCACCAAACUCGAUACUUUUUCCCAAAGGUAUCGAUGGCGACAAUACAGAGGAUUCAAAAGAGUUUGUAGCUGAGGGUGCCGCUUCAGAUGUGAAGAAUGAAAAGACGUCAGAUAUUAUCGAGCCAAAACAGGAUGAAGACGAUAGUGCAACGUCAGGUAUAGUACCCACAUUGCAGAAUAUAGUCGCUACAGUGAACCUAGAUUGUCGAUUAGAUCUUAAAACCAUUGCACUUCAUGCCCGUAAUGCCGAGUAUAAUCCUAAACGUUUUGCUGCCGUAAUUAUGAGAAUCAGAGACCCCAAAACAACAGCGUUGAUUUUUGCAAGUGGAAAAAUGGUGGUCACUGGUGCCAAAUCUGAAGAUGAUUCGAAAUUGGCAUCGCGGAAAUAUGCGCGUAUCAUUCAGAAAUUGGGUUUUAAUGCCAAGUUUACUGAUUUCAAAAUUCAAAAUAUUGUUGGUUCUUGUGACGUCAAGUUUCCUAUCAGAUUGGAGGGUUUGGCCUUUUCGCAUGGUACUUUCUCGUCAUAUGAACCCGAAUUGUUUCCUGGCUUAAUUUAUAGAAUGGUGAAACCCAAAAUUGUGCUUUUGAUUUUCGUCUCGGGCAAAAUUGUUUUGACCGGUGCAAAACAAAGAGAAGAGAUAUAUGCUGCAUUUGAAGCUAUAUACCCGGUCUUGAGUGAAUUCCGAAAGUCGUAA
Molecule: messenger RNA, 747 nt
Organism: Lodderomyces elongisporus
Lineage: Eukaryota; Fungi; Ascomycota; Pichiomycetes; Serinales; Debaryomycetaceae
Gene: TBP1
Product: TATA-binding protein
Exons: 1
Coding region: 1-747 (248 amino acids)
Biological process (GO): DNA-templated transcription initiation
Molecular function (GO): RNA polymerase II general transcription initiation factor activity; DNA binding
Source: RefSeq, a predicted model, not a curated record